Paramuricea clavata is the source of this 1058-nucleotide messenger RNA. The record is from the annotation of a GenBank genome assembly. Lineage: Eukaryota; Metazoa; Cnidaria; Anthozoa; Malacalcyonacea; Plexauridae.
AUGUCUUUCAAGCUACCAUUGUUGCAGAUAAAACGUCGAAAAAGUGCCAGUGCCAGUGUUGUUAAAGACUUGCCAGUUUUUAAUUAUGGUGAACUAGACAUUCACCAUGAAAUUGGCAGAGGUAGUUUCUCUACUGUGUCUGUUGCCACCAGUAAAAGUGAUAGUGAUACAUUUCAUGUAGUAAAGGUCAUGCAUAACAUGGAAGAUGACGGCAAAGAUAUUUUUUUGAAAGAAGCGAGGCUUUUGCAUAGAUGCAAGCAUGAGAAUAUUGUAACAUUUAAAGGAAUUUGCAUGUCUCCACUUGCUUUGCUCUUUGACUAUUUCUAUUUUGAUUUCAAGCCAUUUGAGCAAGAUCUGAAAGUUAGUACCGUAAAAGCCCUUCUUAAGGAAAUAGACCAAGACAGUUGGUUAGAAGCGUUCACUCAUGUUGUACCGACAAUAGCUAUUGAGGUUACAAAAGGUCUAAAGUAUCUUCACGACAACGGGAUUGUCCACAGAGACCUUAAGCCAGAAAAUAUUUUAGUAUCAAACCAACACUAUUGCGACCUGAAAGAUAAUUCCCAAAUUCAAGAAAUGUGGAUGAACUCCCCAAUCAAGUGCAAAUUAACGGAUUUUGGUGAAAGUCGUUCCAGCCUCAUUAAAACCCAGUCAUUCCAUAUGACAAAUACUACGAAUUUGGGAAGAGGAACACCCGUAUUCAUGGCUCCGGAAAUAACGUUGCCGGAAAUAACAAAAUUAUACGGUAGUGGAUCAAUUGAGUUUCUUAAGAAAGUGGACAUGUGGGCGCUCGGACUUGUAUUCUAUAAUCUGGUAAAUCCUAAUCUUAACGCUCCUUACAAGUACGACUUCAUUCAAAAUGGCGUGAAACCUCAAGAGUACAGCUCAUUUUUGCGAAACAUGAUGAAGAAGAAACAACUUCCAACACCUGUACCACUAUAUACCGACCUGCAAAUUUCCGGAAAAUGGAAACGUGUGCAUAGUGCGUUUUUGAAGUGUGCUUCCUUUGUACCAAACGAUAGACCUGCAGCAUCUGAACUUCUCACCUUCCUGGACAGUGG